GAGUUAAACGGCCCCGACAGCGUCCAGAGGCUUUUAUUUGGUGUCUUUGUGUGUUUUAAAGCGACCAAAAAUGCCUUUUCUUGGACAGGACUGGCGCUCGCCUGGACAAAACUGGGUUAAAACCGAGGACGGCUGGAAAAAAACGACGAAAAACGAGAACGAGGCGAAUAACAACGUCUCUGAACGGCAUGGUAAAGAAGAGGACUACUACAAAGAGAACUUACUCCUCUCCAUUAAUUAUGAUGUGGCCACAAAGAAGCGAAAGAAGGACAUGAUGAACAACAACACGAAGAUUCCUUAUUUCCAUAAAGACCAGUGGAUUUAUGUCCACAAGGGGAGCACCAAAGAGCGCCAUGGCUAUUGUACUCUGGGAGAGGCUUUUAACCGCUUGGACUUCUGCAGCGCCAUCAAGGACACCAGGCGGUUUAAUUACGUCGUGAGGCUGUUGGAGCUGAUUGCCAAGUCCCAGCUGCCCUCGCUGAGCGGAGUGGCGCAGAAGAACUACAUGAACAUUCUGGAAAGAGUAGUGCAGAAAGUUCUGGAGGAUCAACAGAAUGUGAGGCCCAUCAAGGAGCUGCUGCAGACCCUGUAUGUGUCGCUGUGCAGUCUGGUGCAGGACAUGGGCAAGUCAGUGCUGGUGGGAAACAUCAAUAUCUGGGUGCACCGGAUGGAGAACAUUCUGCAGUGGCAGCAGCAGCUGGACAACAUUCAGAUCAACAGGCCCAAAAACACUGGGAUGACACUGCUGGACCUGCCAGUCAGUCUACAACUGAACAUCAUGCAACGUUUGUCAGAUGGACGAGACCUGGUCAGUCUGGGUCAGGUGUGUCCUGACUUAGCUGUGCUCACUGAAGACCGGCUGUUAUGGAAGAACCUCUGCCAGUACCACUUCACAGAACGACAGAUCCGCAGGCGCCUCAUCAUAUCUGAUAAGGGACACCUGGAAUGGAAGAAAAUGUACUUUAAGCUGUGCAGAUGCUACCCUCACAAGGAGCAGUACAGCGACACCUUGCAGUUUUGCACACACUGCCACAUCCUGUUCUGGAAGGAUGCAAACCACCCCUGCACGGCCAACAAUCCAGAAAGCUGCAGCAUUUCUGUGACCCCACAAGGUUUCAUCAACCUCUUCAAGUUCUGAUAGGACUUUUAUGUGCUUCCACUGUAUGUACAUAGUGUAUAUAACGUCUAAAGUGCAAUAGAUGUCAGGAUGGUUUAAAGGAAUAUUCCAGCAUUCAACCUAAUCACUACGACUUCCGUUGGUGGCAUGUGGUCAGUUACCACAGACAACUUUGGCUUUCCCUUUAUUUAUUAAAUGAACAAGGGGAAAAAUGGGCAGAUGCUUCAGUAAGUUUUCUGUGCUGGUGUAUUCCUUGAAAACCGAGGUCUGGGGAUGUCUGUCUGAAGUAUUUUGGGAGAUUACAAAAAAAGGGACAUUGGACUAUGAAUGUGAACGUCAGAGAUGUGUUUCAGAGGAAUAAGAAUGUCACUUCUAUGUAAAAAAAGUAUUAUAAGGUGUUACUUUAUUGGGCAUGAAUGUUUACUCAAAGAGAAAUUAUGCUUGGCUGAGUGCAAGCAGUUGCAUUUACAGUUGCCCUUAUGCUGCAAGGAUGCCCUCAUUUACUCUACGAAUGUCUUUUAUCUGCGAUUGGCAGUGUAUAAACUCUCGAACUGUUACAUAUUUGCAUUUGUGAAAGCAUGCUGGUGCUUUUAUUGAGAAUGUGUGGCGAGUAGGUUUGUUUACCAAAGCUGUCCGUCAUAAUGGCGUGCAAUACUUUUCUAAGUAACUUUUUUCCACUUUUAUACGUUUGAUAUUUUCCGUUUUUGUUUGUUUUAAAUCUUUGGAGUAAAUACAAAAUGUGCAAAUACUUGACUACAUUAUGACCCAUUACAACACUAAAGCAAUCUACUUUGAGGUGCCUUAAUAUUGCAUUGAUUGAAUACAAGUCUAGGAAGUGUACAUGAAAAUACAGUAACGAUAGCUGAUAUGGGGUGAACGUUUUUCCUUCUUUCCAAAUUGUGAAUAUGAUAUUCAUGACCACCUGCAUGUUAUGAAUUUGAUACCAAAGAACUUUCUCUCUUGAUUCCAUGGCUGACUGUUAUUUUGACCAGGAGACUCGAGGACGUCUUGUACGCGAUGUCCCAACACUUCUGUCCGGCCCUCUGUGGUUAUGCAAACAAUGAUGCUUGUGAAGAGCAAGCCAAAAGAGUCAUGGGCCUUGAUGGAUUAAAAAUAAAGUUCUUCUAAUGUUG
Molecule: messenger RNA, 2250 nt
Organism: Colossoma macropomum (tambaqui)
Lineage: Eukaryota; Metazoa; Chordata; Actinopteri; Characiformes; Serrasalmidae
Gene: fbxo32
Product: F-box protein 32
Exons: 9
Coding region: 71-1138 (355 amino acids)
Biological process (GO): protein ubiquitination
Cellular component (GO): SCF ubiquitin ligase complex; nucleus; cytoplasm
Molecular function (GO): protein binding
Source: RefSeq, a predicted model, not a curated record